Molecule: messenger RNA, 2613 nt
Organism: Emericellopsis atlantica
Lineage: Eukaryota; Fungi; Ascomycota; Sordariomycetes; Hypocreales; Bionectriaceae
Exons: 2
Coding region: 389-2455 (688 amino acids)
Biological process (GO): regulation of transcription by RNA polymerase II
Cellular component (GO): chromatin
Molecular function (GO): DNA-binding transcription factor activity, RNA polymerase II-specific; RNA polymerase II cis-regulatory region sequence-specific DNA binding
Source: RefSeq, a predicted model, not a curated record
GUCGAACCCUAGACUAGUACAAGUCGUCGAGCACUGACCUGCUCAUCUCGACGCGCGCAACUGGCCUGGCCUGGCCAGCUCCUCCAACAAUUCUCCUGCGAAGCUCGGGUGAUCCUGUAUAUCACGACUCGUCUGCUGCUUCUGCUGCUCUGCCACUGGCUACGGACCCGAAACCAGCACGACGCGGCCUGUCCCCACGAUCUCUCCCACACCGAACUUCCGGGAAGCACAGCCUCGUCCUCUCACCACCAUCGCUACGGGCUUGUCAAGCUCCCGAGAGGGCUGAUUGCCGGGAAUCAGCCUUACAGACUGCCGCUGUCCGCGUGUCCGCGCACUCGCCGUCGCGUAUCGUUCUAAACUCGGCAACAUCAUACCUCGCACUCCACCCAUGGAUCAGCAAGACCAACGCGGCCGGUCGGCCUCGACCGGCCACCAACAACCACAUCUACAAAGCCAAUCCCACUCUCCGUCAUCCGGUACAUACCAGCAGACCGAUCUAUCGAAUGGUCUUGGUCUUGGUCUCGAACAGCAAGGGCAGCCGGUCUUCUCCUCGUCCGAUCCGAACAUUGACUCCUUUGCGAGCAACAACUUCUUCGACCCCAACACCAGCUUCGGCCAACAGCUGGGGAGUACCGAUUUCGGACAGCCGCAGAACGGGUAUCUUUCCCCCAACCUGACGAACGACGGCGACUUCCCGCUCUUCUCCCAGACCGGGGCGCAAGGGGAGCACUUCAACGCACCGCUGUUUGACCAGACGACGCUGAACCCCAACGAUAUCAGCAACAUGACCUCCCCUGGAUCCCAAUCGGCGCACUCACCGCACUCGCCACUCCUCCAACCCGACGGCCAGCCUGGAUCUGCGCAACAAUCGCCAUCGUACCACCAGACACAUUUCUCGCCCCCAAUGGGGGGUGGGCAUCACUCCAGGAACACCAGCCAUGCUUCCCAUGCGUCACUCGGGCCGGAGUCUGCUCUGCAUCCCAACCAGCUGGGCGAUUGGUCGCAAGUCCAGUUCCACAGUCACCGUCGCAGUCCCUCUGCGCACUCGGACAUCUCGUCUGUGUCGCCCUCGCCCAACGUGAUCACAUCGGACAGCUUCGAUGAUCAGUCGGGCCACUCGCCACUGCAACACUCGGCUGAUGGUACCCUCUAUGAUCCGGUGAUGGGAGGCAUAGGCAACUUUACACUGUCCGACGCUGGGAGUCCCGGCCACCAGGGGCGGAGUCCAUCGCAUAGUCCUGCGAUCAGCCCCAGGAUCAUGCCGCAGCAGAUGGCGGACCCGAACGCAAGCUUUGGGAUGAUGGCGCCCAACCCUUAUGCCGACCCCAAUGCCUAUGUCAGCCACCCACCAGGCGAGGCAUUCCCCAACUUCCAGCAAAGCCAGCACGACAUGUCGCAAAUGGCGCCGCCAUCGAUCAACAUUGUCCAUGCGCCAAACACACGCGACGGCCCUGGAGCGGAUGGCAGGGCGUUGGACCAAGACUCGCUGACACCCCCAGACAGAGGUCGCAAGCUAGCCCGUCCAAGGGCCGUCACGGAUCCGUUCCACCCAGGAGUGGCCAUGGGCCGCCGAAUCAGCUCCCACAGUCCCUCCAACUCAUCGCAAUCGGCUCUGUCUCCCCGCUCCGACGUCUCGAGAUCCCUCUCACCACACUCGGGCGUGUCGCCGAACCGAAGACGGCAGUCGACCUCGGCGGUGCCCAACAACGUGAUAGCCUUGCGGUUGGCGGACCCCGAGUUCCAGAACAGCGCCGAGUCUGGCAACGCGAAGAGGGCGCAGAAGCACCCGGCCACCUUUCAGUGCACAUUGUGUCCCAAGCGAUUCACGAGAGCAUACAACCUCCGGUCGCAUCUGCGCACGCACACGGACGAGCGCCCCUUUGUGUGCACGGUCUGCGGCAAGGCGUUUGCCCGCCAGCACGACCGCAAACGUCACGAGAGUCUGCAUUCUGGAGAGAAGAAGUUUGUCUGCAAGGGUGAGCUGAAAGCAGGCGGGCAGUGGGGGUGCGGCCGUCGGUUUGCUCGAGCCGAUGCUCUGGGCCGGCACUUCAGGAGUGAAGCCGGUCGCAUAUGCAUCAAGCCGCUGCUGGACGAGGAGGUGAUUGAGAGGCAGCGCCAAUGGCGGGAGCAGCAGAUGGCGCACAACGCCAACAUGGUGCCACAGCCCAUGGCCAUGGAUCCCACAGGGGGCUACUCGCUCGAUGCAAACGGCAACUUUGCCCUCCCCGCUGCCCUGCUGGCGCAGUACCCAGCGUUGGCGCAGAUGAACUGGACGGGUCCCGAGAUGGGCAAUAUCGACGAAGACAUUAGCGGGCGGUCGUCGUUUGACGCGAGCGACUUUGACGAUGGAGACGAUAAUGGCUAUGUCAGCGGCCCGGGCACAGGUUACGGCGACGGCGGGUUGAGCCAGAACUAUGGCGAGCUUGGAUACGCCAGCGACAUGGGACGGCGCUGAAGGAGGCUAUUGUUCAUAGAAUGUGGGAUAUGGGCGACUCGUGUCGCAUUUCUUUUUACGUGUAACGACAGGGCGAUGGCUUGGGAGUUUAGGGCCUGACCAAGGAAUGGGCGGGCGGGAGGCACUCGCUGUUUUCUCUGCGCAUUGGCUUCACUGGG